AUGCACUAUUAUGGGGAGAGGUACAAACAACUGUACCUGCCGGGCUCCAGCUACGUCACCGAAAGCCACCAGCAUUGCACAUCCCAACCUGAUGCAUGCAGCACCACAUGCCACCCGCUGAGCAUCAUAAAGAGCCCGAUGCCCAGAUGGCAGAGCUACGUGCAGCCUUUCACCUACGUGUGCUCACAGCCCAGCGUGACCCACAGCAUGCUGCUGCCCUGCCAGCCCUGUGUGCAGCAGUGUGUCAUGCUGUGUCCAGAGCCCUGUGAGACCACACGUCUGCUGCCGUGCAGGAAGCCCAGCGUGCGCCUCAGCCCUGCUCGAGUUCUGCAGUCCUGUGAGAACGGCCACUUGGAGAAGAAACGCGUGGCCAAGAGCCUCCCACCCUGUGCUCCACGGUGCCCAGAGCCAGGCAAACUCAAGUUCCCACCAUGUGGGAUCAGGUAUUCAUCCUCCUGCAAGGAUGAGUGCAGGUCAAGGAAGGUCUCCAGGUGCCUGUCGCAGCGGUAUGGUGCGGAGAACCGCUGCUUGCAGGGGAUGACCAGCGGCUAUUCCCUGCCACUUCGGGGGGUCACCGAGUGCCCCCCGCAGCAGUGCGUGACACAGUGCUUCCUGGAGGAGUACAUCAGCCCCUUCCCCCACCAGAAGUGCUCCAAGGGGUACCCAACGCAGGAGUGCAUCACCACCUGCACCUCACAGCAGGUGCCCAAGUGCCCCCCCGGGAGCGGGGCGAAGGUGAGCUCAUCCCAGCAGCGCUUGGCCAAGUGCUCGCUGCUGCAGGAGGGAGCCAAGCAUAAGAGCUCGUCGACUCAGCACAUCAGCAAGUCCAAGUGCCUCCACCCAUGUGCCAUCCAGCGCUCACCGCGGCACCAUGCGGGGGAUGUGAAGCGUUCGAGCCACUCCAAGAAGAGCCGCUGUGCUUCCAAAUGUCUCUGGUGA
This is a messenger RNA of Centrocercus urophasianus (Greater sage-grouse), 939 nucleotides long. RefSeq lists its product as uncharacterized. The coding region runs from base 1 to 939 and encodes 312 amino acids. The record is from RefSeq and is a predicted model, not a curated record. NCBI's taxonomy places the organism in Eukaryota, Metazoa, Chordata, Aves, Galliformes, Phasianidae. The transcript has a single exon.